This is a messenger RNA of Ostreococcus lucimarinus CCE9901, 429 nucleotides long. RefSeq lists its product with no specific name. The transcript has a single exon. NCBI's taxonomy places the organism in Eukaryota, Viridiplantae, Chlorophyta, Mamiellophyceae, Mamiellales, Bathycoccaceae. The record is from RefSeq and is a predicted model, not a curated record. Gene Ontology annotation, cellular component: nuclear envelope; endoplasmic reticulum; membrane. Gene Ontology annotation, molecular function: glutathione transferase activity; glutathione peroxidase activity. Bases 1 to 429 code for a protein of 142 amino acids.
AUGCCGCUCGAGAUCGCGAGCGAGUUCGGCUGCGUCGUCGCCGCCGUCGGCGCGUGCUUCGUGCCGCUCGUCUACGGCGCGGUGCGCGUCGCGCGCGCGCGGAAGGCGCACGGCGUCGAGUACCCCGACCUGUACGCCCCGCCGGGACACGAAAAGAAGAAACAGUUCGACUGCGUGCAGCGCGGACACCAGAACACGCUGGAGAACUACGCGCCGGUGAUCGCGAUGGGGACGGCGAGCGGACUGGCGUACCCGCGGGCGUCGGCGAUCCUGCUCUGCGUGUGGGCGGUCGGUCGCGUGGAGUACAUUCGCGGGUACGCCACGGGAGACCCGGCGAAGCGACGGCUCGGGGGACUCGUGUCGCACCUGGCGGACGUGCCGCUGUUCUUCAUGACGUUUUUCGCGGCGAAGAAGAUCUUGGACGCGUGA